UCACUGGGAAACUCAUGCCAUCAACCUGAAUGUAAUGGCCUUGAGUUACUUCCUAAAGCAGAAUUUCACAUCCUUUCCAGCUCUUCUUUAUCCUACCAAACUAAUUUAUAUCCUGAUUUCGAGCGAUCAAACUGCCUCAAGACGGUAGCUGGUCAAUUGAAUGCGUCUCAAAAACCUGUGGAGUUUAACCAUGGAAUUUCGGUUGGCUCAGAUCGCUUUCAUCUGAUUUGCUCUCCUGACAACCUUUCAUCAGGUCAUUGCGGACCCACGGCAAAUUGCCACCAGUCACAGCCAGCAUGCUCAGCAGAUAAAUCAAGUCAUUGCGGACCCACGGCAAAUUGCCACCAGCCACAGCCAGCAUGCUCAGCAGAUAAAUCAAGUAAAAACAAUGCACUAACUUACAAGGGCUCCACUGAAGAGCCUAAGUUUGAUAAAGCGCUGCCCAUUACUGGUAAUAACAAUAGUAGCCAGCAUUGCUACAAUCACCCAUGCCAACAACAGCAUACUCAUAUUACACAUACUAAAUUCUUAAGGCCACAAAGUGUUAGCGGUGGGAUCAGUACUCGUCUCGAUUCGGGAAAGGAUGAUCGUUUUCUCGCUCAGCCAAAUGCAUACACUACAUUGCAACCAACCAUAGAAUUCUCGGGAUUGAGCAGUGGUGAUUUUUGCGAAGCCGAGGAGGGACUGAAAGGAACAAUGGCCAAAGGAAAAUGUUAG
Messenger RNA from Protopolystoma xenopodis, 717 nucleotides. The record is from the annotation of a GenBank genome assembly. Lineage: Eukaryota; Metazoa; Platyhelminthes; Monogenea; Polystomatidea; Polystomatidae.